GCGUGUAAUUAAAUAAAAUCUCUCGCUUGUAAAAUCUUCCUCCUCGUGAAUUAGAUAUUAUAGAUCGCAGCGCAGGACAUUGAUGAUGAAUAUGCAUUUACGCAAUUGGUAAUUGCUUCAUACGUGUGAUGUCAUUUGUGAACAUAAACUUGUCUCUCGGUAAAAUUAGUCUAAGCGAUAUAUGUCGAUAUAUUUUCACUUUAUAAAAUUCAUUUUUCAAUUUCAUCCUAAAAAGAAAAAAAAAAUAUAUAUAUAUAUAUAGAAAUCGUGCGUUGCUUGAUACGAUUCGUAUUUUUAAGUUCCUCUUUUUGAUCAUGCUUUCAUUUUCUGAUUUAUCAUUUAACCAAGGAAAUGUUUUCAUUAAUUGCGACAACCUUUGCAAUUUACGUUUUCACUUUCAUUCGAAGAAAAUGCUUCAGUUGUUAUAGGAUUAUCAUUUGUAUGUUAUUAAUGCUGUUUUAACGAUUUAAUCGUUCCAUUAAGAAUCAGUGAUUGUUUUUACUUUUUAAGAGAUUUCUCUGAAAUAAACUAAUUUUAUUUUUUUUUUUUUCUGUUGCCGAAUAUAUAGACAUUUGAUUAAUUUAUUAUUGAAAAUUUUUUGUUAUUCGAUUAUUAUGUUAUUCCUGAUCUUAGAUCUGAGGAUAUUAAUUUAAUUGUAAGAUUAGAAUUGCUUGCCUUUUACAUUGAUUAGUGAUUAUUAUAUAAAGAAUAUGGCAGAAGUACUUACCUAUUUUCAAUGCAUCAUGUCAAAAAUGGUUGCAAUCAGCGUUUAAUCUUUCAGAUAGUAAAAAUUAAUCAUGGAUGUUUCUUAACACUUCUUAUCGUACAUAAGGAAGCAGCACAGUUUGUAUAAAAUGUUAAUGUUGAGUUAAUAAAUUGUUCCAAUGUAUAAAAAUGUGCAUAUGUCUGUAUUCCUGCUUUAUGUUAAUUGUUACUUUGGCAAUCUCACAAUCAUAUGAAAGAACAUUAUAAGAAAAACUGAGAUGUGGUAAAAAAAAUUCUAUAUAAAAAUUAAUUUAUCUAUGUUCUAAAUACGUUUUAUAAAAAGUAAAGAAAAACACAUGAAUAAGUGUUUUCAAAAAUAUAUUUCAUAAAGGUAUUUUCAAUUCAUUAGAUUCAAAUGAAGAAGCUCAUUGAUUAAAAACAUCAUUUAACAUAUAAUAUACUUUGAUCAUAGACAACCUUCAGGUUUGAUUUUAAACAGUAAACACACUUCUUGUAAUAAGUUUUUCAAGAUUUUAGCCUGGUCCUUAACGCUCUAAAAUAAUUAUGUUAUGUUUAAAUAGAUAGGAAACAAAUAUUAAUAUAUAAUUAGGAUUAUUAUAUACUUACAUCAUUAAGAGAGAUUGUAGGUAUAAAAGAAAUUCGUGGCUUAAGAGCACUUGUCAAUUCUCCGUAUUUAGCUAAAAGUUCUUUUCCUUUUGCUCCGGAAUAACAUUUGGAAAUGACAUUAGAAUCCACAUUCAUUUUCUGUGCACAAAUUUCCAUGAUAUUUUCUGGAUCUAUAUUAUUUUUAAUCAUGCAAGAUAAGUAAUUCAAUAGAAGUGAUUGAUCUUUUAUAAGAUCAAUGGCGCAUGCAUGUAUUAUAUUUCCUUGGCAUUCAAUUGGUCCGUGUUGACAUUUAAAUUCAUAAGUAUGAUCCUUUUGUGUUGUCUAGAAUAUAAAAAUUUUUUAUUAUUAGCUAUCAUUACUAUUAUGAAACAUUUUAUUUUAUAUAAUUAUAAUAUUUAAAUAUAUUGCUUUACCGUAGCUUUUCCAUAUGGUAUCAAUGUGAUCUGUACACUUUCCUUUAGUUUCACAUAAGUUGGCAAUAAAUGAUAUACAAAAAAACUUCGUGAAUCAGGACACAGCGUCUCAUAAUAUACAGUUAUAUGAACUAUUUCUUUUGCAUUAACUUCCUUCUCUAUUAUCCUUACUUCGCUUCCCAAAAAUUCUCCUGUUCAAAUUGAUAAAAAAUAGUUAAGAGAAACUUAACUUCAUAUUGCAUGUAAUUAUUGAGCUUUUUGACAAAUAACUAUAAACAUAUAUGUAUAAAAAUAGUUUUUUCUUACCUUCUGUAACAUGAUCUUGUGCAAACGAUAACCAUAUUUUUGAAGAUUGCCAUAGAAAUAUAAUUAUAAUAACAAUCAGCAAUAGUUUCCAUCGAAAACUACCUAACCCCAUUAUCUAAAUUUAUUCUCUAUAAAUACUAAAAUAUAAAAUUAAGGAUUAAAAGAUAUUUUAUCCAUAUAUAUAAUUAUAUAAAUAUUAACUUACCAAUGUGUAAACUUAUCCAUAAAGAUUGCAAACAUAUAGACAUUAUUUUUAUACCUAUUUUAAAGGUCCAUAUGUUGAUAUGAUGUUUUAAGAUGACACCACGUACAAAUUGAUUUUUGACUGUAAAAAUUAAUAACAUUAAAUCUUUUACCUAUUAAAUAAUAAAUAAUAAUACUCUGAUAAAAUUAAAACAUACUUACUUAACUUUAUUAUGUAUCUAUCCUUUUGACGAAACAAAAAAAAACACUUUUAUCUUUCCGAUAAAUACAUUAUUUCACCUUCUUAUGUUUCAAGAAAAUGUAUGAACGUUAAUUGACACGUAUUCCGGUAUAACCAAGAAAGAAAAAGAUUUGUCAUUAAUCUUUUGACAAACAUUCAAAAGGUAUAACCUCAUACAAUAAUUGAUGAAGUUAAUAUAAAUUGUUUCAUUGUAAAGAAAACUUUACGAUAAUUUUUAUUUCUUCUAUAAUAAUUGUUAAUACGCGUAACAACACCGUAGUUGUAUUUUUCUUUCGCUGGGUGGCGGUACAAAAAUUUACCGAUGCAUGCCAUUUUAAGAAACGCGCCAAUCGUUCACUUUAUUUAGAUAUAAUAAGUCGUACGUAUGUUUAGUUCGAUAUUUCGAGUUUCGAUAAUUUUACUAUACGAUAAUAUAUGGUACAUGAUAAUGUAUGUGCAUGCGUGUUCACGGAUUUACACAUUUAGUCAAAUGUCUGCUUGAUUGGAUAUACGUGAUUUUACAUAACCUAUAAAAGAUAUAAACAGAGUCAACUUCUUAAUAAUUUUAUUAAUUGUAUUAAUUGUGUAAAAUAAAAGAACAGGAAUAACAGAGUCUAGAGAAUUAAGGUAUUCAUAGGAAUAAUUAUUUUAAUAUUAUACAAUAAAAUAUGGAGAAGGAUCGAAAACCACGUGUAUUAUUAGAAGAAUAUGGGAUACCAAACAUGGCAGAAUAUUCUUACGAACCAUGGAGCUUACAAAAAUUUAAAGAAACAUUUAGAAUAGAAAUCGUAAAGGAGUCCAAAGAUGAAAGAGAAUUAGAAUUUGAUCUGAUUGGUUGUCAUUCCUCGCUUGCAAAUGCUUUACGUAGAAUACUAUUAAGCGAAGUACCAACUAUGGCUAUUGAAAAAGUUUUUAUAUUAAAUAAUACCAGUUUAAUUCAAGAUGAGGUAUUGGCACACAGGCUUGGGCUUAUACCUUUAAAAGCUGAUCCUAGAUUAUUUGAAUAUCCAUCUACUAAUGAGAAAGAUGAAAAUGAGGUUAGUGAUCAGGAUACAUUAAGGUAUGAGAUGAAAGUGACAUGUUCUUGGAAUCCACAGCCCCCAAAAGACUCUAGACGACCAAAUGAUAUAUAUAGAAAUAAUAAUGUUUACAGUAAAGAUAUUAAAUGGAUACCAAUCGGACGUCAAGCAGAAUUAUAUCCUAAAGGUACAGAACAAUUGGGUGUUUUAGAAAGUGAUAUUUUAGUUUGUAAAAUGAGGCCAGGGCAAGAAAUUCAUGCAUUUAUGCAUGCAGUAAAAGGUAUUGGAAGAGAUCAUGCAAAGUUCUCCCCAGUAGCUACCGCUUCAUACAGGUUAUUACCAGAUAUUCAAAUAACAAAAACUGUAAGAGGAGAAAUGGCUCAACGUUUGAAAAGUUGUUUCAGUCCUGGUGUUAUAGAAAUUGUAGAACGCCAGAAAGGCGAUCCAAAUUCACGAGAAGCUGUGGUAAAAAAUGCUCGCUAUGAUAGCUGCUCUCGCAAUGUUUUCCGUCAUGAUGAUUUAAAGGAUUGUGUGCAACUAAGUCGAAUAACAAAUCAUUUUAUUUUUACUAUAGAAUCUGUUGGUGCAUUACCAUCUAGUAUAUUAUUUACAGAAGCAGUCAAAACAUUAAAAUCAAAAUGUAAAACAUUUAUAGAAGAACUUGAAAAUCCAUCAUAAUAAAUUUCAUAUCUUAUA
This is a messenger RNA of Vespa velutina, 4190 nucleotides long. RefSeq names its product DNA-directed RNA polymerases I and III subunit RPAC1 (gene Polr1C). The record is from RefSeq and is a predicted model, not a curated record. NCBI's taxonomy places the organism in Eukaryota, Metazoa, Arthropoda, Insecta, Hymenoptera, Vespidae. Gene Ontology annotation, cellular component: RNA polymerase I complex; RNA polymerase III complex. Gene Ontology annotation, biological process: DNA-templated transcription. Gene Ontology annotation, molecular function: DNA binding; protein dimerization activity. Bases 3144 to 4172 code for a protein of 342 amino acids. The transcript has 7 exons.